AUGGGGAACGAGUCAGAUGAGGAAGCAGAUUUUGUAAGGAAGAGUAGACUUCUAAGGGAAGAGAUGACCGAGCAGUUACAACAAACUCUAAUCACUACUGUGGCUGACAUGAUCAAGACUAGCAUCACGGGUCUUCGUGAUGAGAUAAGACAAGAGCUAAGACAAGCUACUGUGAGUAGAAGGCAGAGGCGUGAUCAUGAAGUUAGGAGACCUAAGAAAGAAGAGCUUGGUGGAGUUAAGCUCAAAAUACCUCCUUUUCAUGGCAAAGUUGAUCCGGAUGCCUACUUGGAGUGGGAGAAGAAGAUUGAGAUUGUCUUCAAUUGUAAGAACUAUACCAACACUCAACGAAUCCAACUUGCUGCAACUGAGUUCUAUGACUAUGCUCUGAGCUGGUGGGAUCAGCUGGUUACCAUGAGGCGGCUUAACCAAGAAUAUCCAGUGGAAACAUGGAGUGAGAUGAAGUCUCUUAUGCGCAAGAGGUUUGUACCGAGCCACUACCACAGAGAUCUUCACCAGAGACUAAGAAAACUCACUCAAGGAGCUAAGACCGUAGAGGAGUACUAUCAAGAUAUGGAGCUGUUGAUGUUAAGAGCCAGUAUUUCAGAGGAUAGAGAAGCUACUAUGUCAAGAUUUCUUGGAGGGCUCAACCGAGAAAUACAAGAUAAGGUGGAGAUGCAACACUAUGUGGAAAUAGAAGAGAUGUUGCAUAAGGCCAUUCUAGUGGAGCAGCAGCUCAAGAGGAAGGGACAUUCACGUGGAAGCUAUGGGGCUACUCGAUUCCAAAGUCCUAAGGAAGAUAAGCCUAGCUACCAGAAGGAGAGUAAACCUUAUCAGAAUAAUGACACCAAGCCUAGCAACAUCUACAGCAAGGACAAAGGAAAGACAGGAGCCACUGGUUCCAAGACUAGAGAUUGUACUAAUAAGAAGACGAUGAUUCUUCAUGGAACCGGGGAAUAUAUGUCUCAAGAUGAGAAGAUACACACUGAUCAUGAGCAGACUGAAGAAGAGUUUGAAGAAGAACCGGUCAAGGGAAGUUUGUUAGUGACAAGAAGGCUUUUGAAUCUUCAAACUAAGGCAGAUGAGAUCGAGCAACGUGAGAACUUGUUCUACACUAGGUGUUUGGUUCAAGGAAAGGUAUGUAGUCUUAUCAUUGAUGGAGGCAGCUGUGUCAACGUAGCUAGCGAGACUAUGGUCAAGAAGUUGGGUUUGCAAGUUCAGAAGCAUCCAACACCGUAUAGACUGCAGUGGCUUAAUGAGCAGGGCGAGAUGAGGGUCUCUAAUCAAGUAGUGGUGCCUAUAACCAUAGGGAGAUAUGAGGACGAGAUCUUAUGUGAUGUGAUACCUAUGGAAGCAAGCCAUAUUCUUCUCGGACGACCAUGGCAAUCUGAUAGACAUGUGAUACAUGAUGGCUUCACCAACAAGCACUCGUUUGAAUUCAAAGGUAAGAAGACAGUGCUGGUGCCAUUAACCCCUAAAGAAGUGCAAGAGGAUCAGCUCCAUCUACAGUAA
Raphanus sativus (radish) is the source of this 1509-nucleotide messenger RNA. RefSeq lists its product as uncharacterized. Lineage: Eukaryota; Viridiplantae; Streptophyta; Magnoliopsida; Brassicales; Brassicaceae. The transcript is spliced from 3 exons. The record is from RefSeq and is a predicted model, not a curated record. The coding region runs from base 1 to 1509 and encodes 502 amino acids.